This is a messenger RNA of Oncorhynchus masou masou (cherry salmon), 1205 nucleotides long. Its product is annotated as protein CC2D2B-like. NCBI's taxonomy places the organism in Eukaryota, Metazoa, Chordata, Actinopteri, Salmoniformes, Salmonidae. Bases 1 to 927 code for a protein of 308 amino acids. Gene Ontology annotation, biological process: non-motile cilium assembly; protein localization to ciliary transition zone. The record is from RefSeq and is a predicted model, not a curated record. The transcript has 8 exons. Gene Ontology annotation, cellular component: ciliary transition zone.
AUGUUGACACUGGAGAGGGUGGCAGCUUUUGUGUCCCUGAUUCCCACCUUGUCCUUCCCAUCGGACGUUGGUGACAGUGGGGACAUGUGGCUCACCUCAGAGCAAUGCUUGGAACUGGCUAUGGGAAACCAUAUCAGUUUGGCAGUUCUGCUGUGCAACUUCUUUCAUGACCUGACGGUAAAUGGGUGGCUUCUCCUGGGAACAUCUGUCGUAGAGGGAGAGACCGCCUAUGUCCUUACUCAGGAGAACACUUGGUUUGUGUUGUGGAACCCCAGAGAUGGGAAGCACUACCAGUCAUACGACUCCUUCUGUCCUCUAAAGACUGUCGACUGUCUGGUCAAUGGUGAAAAUGUGUGGUUCCAUCUCCAACCAACAAGAAAGAUGCCCAUCACUUUUGACGUAUCAAAUAACGCCACAUGGAAACCCUUACUCCCCAAAGGAUUCAACUCGGACUCAUCCUCAACGCCAACAGAAAUUAAAUACCGUCCCCCUCAAAUUGAUCUGGUCAAUCACCUUCAAAGAAGGCUGGAGAUGAAACUGAAAAGUUGUGUGAUGGACUGGAGAAGCCCCCACCCGACACGCUGGAGCCCCCGCUGUGCAGCCAUGCUCUCGGAGGUCAUGCAGAAGCUUGAGAGGAACCCAGCUUCUGACACAAUAGCGCUAGAGAUAGACAGGCUGCUGGACACCAUGAAGGAUUACAAGGUGACUGGUUUCCCCAUUCAUAUGGCAUACCAAGACAUGAGCACAGUGAUCGAGGCGGUCUACAACACCAGAAUCCACAGCACUGAGAUCCCUGGGACAGAGUUUGCUCUCUCCACCUACAUCCACCCAUACCCCAACCACAUCCUGUCGGUGUGGAUAUUCCUGGCAACGCUGGUCAAACACCAGCAUGGCGUGUUCUAUGUUCCUUCAGUACACAAGCACUGAGACAACCUGGUUGUGUUCAUUAGGCAACAAAUGGAAGGAAACUGACAAAAUGGGGAGGGACUACCGAAAACCCUUUUUAUGUUAUACUUUUUUUUUUGCAUGCCCGUAUGAACAAAAUCUCUGCCUUUCAGGGUCAGCUUUUCCUAGUCGUUUUUCUACUGUGGGGAAAGGAAUGCAGAGCGAUUCAGACCAAGUGAUUGAAUCCACAAACCUGUACAUAGCAAAUUAAUGGAAAUACUGCACAAUAAAAUUGUCCAUAAAUAUGGCAGCAACAUGAA